GGAAGAUGUCUGGUCGUGGCAAGCAGGGCGGCAAAGCUCGUGCAAAAGCGAAGUCUCGCUCAUCCCGCGCUGGCCUGCAGUUUCCAGUGGGCCGUGUGCACCGCCUUCUCCGUAAGGGCAACUACUCGGAGCGGGUGGGCGCCGGCGCUCCGGUGUACCUAGCGGCUGUGCUGGAAUACCUGACUGCUGAGAUCCUGGAGCUGGCUGGGAAUGCGGCCCGCGAUAAUAAGAAGACGCGGAUUAUCCCGCGCCACCUGCAGUUGGCCAUCCGCAACGACGAGGAGCUCAACAAGCUGCUGGGCCGCGUGACCAUCGCGCAGGGCGGCGUCCUGCCCAACAUCCAGGCGGUGUUGCUGCCCAAGAAGACGGAGAGCCACCACAAGGCCAAGGGCAAGUGAGGCCCUGCUGGUCGUUAGAGCAACUUUACGGACACCAAAGGCUCUUUUCAGAGCCACCCCCAACCUCAUUAGGAAGUGCUGUACACUGAGCCUGUCGCCAGUUACUGGCCGGCCAGGAUCUCCCGACUCCUUUCCAUGCGUUCCGGCAUCCCAGUGCGACGCCUGGGGAGCUCAUGGGAGGCUAACGGCUUCGCCUGCGGUCAGUUGGAGACGUUCGAGUUUCAACCCCGCCACUUCAGUGUCAGACACAAGGUUUCAGUUAACGUUCGUGUUUGGACUUUAUUCUGUAGGAAUUCGCAUAAGGUUCUGGUUGGUAGACACUAUAGUGUUUGCUUCUACUGAAACAGUAAAUUGAGAUGCUCAAAUCAAACAUGAAGUCCACUUGAAUUAGGAUCAGUUUAACGCCUUGGGGCUUCCAAAGGUUUCUGAGGAGAGGCUUGGGUAUUUCAAAGCUACUUGUUUAUAUAAACGUUUUGUUAUAAGGCGAUUUACAACUUUGGAGUUUGCUGGUUUCUUUUGUGGGGGUGGGGAGCAGGUACUUAGAAGUAGGAUUACAGGUGAGCAUGGUGGUCCAGCAGGCAUUUGGAAUUAGUUAAUUGGAUCACUUAAGUAGCUUAAUCUUGGGAAACAAUAAUUUGUAUGAUUUUGGUAAAACUAGGUUUGAGAGUACAGCAGUGUCCUUUGUUAUAUAUAAGGAGAACGGCAUCACACUAAAUGUUUAGAGAGGACUGUGACUUCUACAGCAUGAAGAAUGGUUGGAGUUCCAGGUAAAUCAACAGGAGCAUGUAAGUGAGAAAGGGAGAAGAGGGUUAAAUGAGUUGCCUUUAAAUCCUUUAAAAUGUCACAGAAUCGGGCCUCUUUUCCCUGUUAACUGCUGCACGCUAUUUAAAUUUUAGCAAUACAGGUCAUCAAGACAAUUAUAUAAUAUUAUAUAAUUUAUAUUCUACCAAAACUGGAUCUGUUCAAGCCUGGCUCCUCAGACACCAUCUAUAACUACAAGUCUGCUUAUAAACUACCAACGUCUCAACCCAUUUGCCUAAGGAUAGGCAAUUUCCUUAACAGUGAGUCUCAACACAACAGUGAAAACUGCACAUAGAUUAUACAUUUGCAAAUCCUGGUCUCAGUAAAAUAAAGCCAGAGGGUUGGACCCCCAGA
Molecule: messenger RNA, 1553 nt
Organism: Rattus norvegicus (Norway rat)
Lineage: Eukaryota; Metazoa; Chordata; Mammalia; Rodentia; Muridae
Gene: H2ac25
Product: H2A clustered histone 25
Exons: 1
Coding region: 6-398 (130 amino acids)
Cellular component (GO): chromosome; nucleus; nucleosome
Molecular function (GO): structural constituent of chromatin; DNA binding; protein heterodimerization activity
Source: RefSeq, marked provisional